Molecule: messenger RNA, 1301 nt
Organism: Branchiostoma floridae (Florida lancelet)
Lineage: Eukaryota; Metazoa; Chordata; Leptocardii; Amphioxiformes; Branchiostomatidae
Product: transmembrane protein 237-like
Biological process (GO): cilium assembly
Cellular component (GO): ciliary transition zone
Source: RefSeq, a predicted model, not a curated record
UGUAUUAUCGUAGCAAUGAAGGUAAUUGAGUCACUAUAUCUGACUCCAAGUUUCAUUCUUUCAGGUGUUACAAAGUCCCCGCGUGUGCGGAGGUCGGUGAGUGAGGAGGGAAUAGAUGAGAUUCCAGAUUCCUCCGGGAAGAAGCGUAGGAAACCCAAGCCCAGACCUGAGGGGGAAGGGGAAGGUAGUGCAGAAGGGGAAGGGGAGGGAGGUGAGAAGGCCAGACCCCCACGCCCCCAGCCUGGGAAGAAAAAGAAGAAGAAAAAUGCCAGGACUGCCCUGAAUUCAGCCGAUGAGGCCUACCAAGCAGAUGGAGAAGUUUCAGUAGACUUCAUGGUAGCAGAUGAGGACAUCAUCGUUGGUGACAAGACGACAGAUGUGCAGAAACCACACAAGGUCUCCUCCAUGACCAGUCAGCCUGUAGGACCACUCUUUGUGGAAACCAAAAGUGGUUUCCGGGUGGAGCAGCGGCGCCGGUUGUCACGGUUACAGGAGACGGACGAGGAAUAUGCCGAGCAGAACAAGGCUGACAGGACUACAGGGGAACUGGCACUGUCGACUCAUCGAGGGUUCAAGAAGUUUGCGCUGUUCUGCCACGGGAUCCUAGCCGGGUACUCGCUGUGGCACUGCAUCGUGGUCUUCCUGCUGACGGAGAAGGGAGACCUGAACUUCCUCCAGCAGUACAGCCGGCUGGCUCCAUCAUCUUCAGUGUGAGUAUAGCCAGUAUAGAUGACAGAAUAGGGCUUUUUGUGGACGCAGCUCCCACCAUCAUGCCGUCAGACGUCAGUACAGCUACCGUGGCAACCACCAAUCAGAACCUCUGGACGGAUUCAGAUGCUGCCAACAGACUGUACAUCUGGAGGAUCAUCAACACCAUGAGGGUGGGAGGGGCUAUCCUGGGCUGGCUCAUCGUGGCACUCAAUCCAACAGUAGACCACACCUCAGAGCAUCUGUAUGACCCAGAGGACUCACUUGUUGCAACUGAGAUGGUUCCCAGGAAUCCUGUCGCCUAGCAGUGCUGAAUGGAACUGCAGCUUAUUUCUCAAGACUUCAUAACAUCAAACUUUUCUUUUAAGACUGUAUCUUUAGUCAUACCUUAAGUUUUUCUUACCAAGCUUUUCAAGUCACUUUUUUGCAUUGCAAUGUACUUGUAGAUAAUGUACAUAGAGUUUCAUCUAUAUUUAACGGUUUUGCAAUUAAAAAUGUCUAUUUUGUAUGUGCCAACCUACAUAGUGUACAGUUUGUUUCUAAUGCCACUUUUGUAGUUUUUAUAUAUUCAUGAAUAAAGAGUUCCAUGACCU